Molecule: messenger RNA, 1414 nt
Organism: Chenopodium quinoa (quinoa)
Lineage: Eukaryota; Viridiplantae; Streptophyta; Magnoliopsida; Caryophyllales; Amaranthaceae
Product: protein SRG1-like
Exons: 4
Coding region: 228-1295 (355 amino acids)
Source: RefSeq, a predicted model, not a curated record
UUUACCUUGUGGUAGGUAUGGAAAUUGAGACAAAUUUAUCAAGAUCUCACGUCAGUUCAUUAUUUCCUAUAUCAAUGGAUAUUAUUGGUCAAAGUUUUUCUCCAUACAAAUGAAAUCCUUAAAAAACACAAAUAUAAGGAAAUAUAUAGAGUAAUCAUCUGUAUAAAUGCAAGCAAGUACAUACAUGGUACAAGUCCGAAUUUGUUAAAGUGAAAGUUGAAGGUGUAAUGGCUGAAUCAAGAAGUGAAGAUGCAACAUCAAAGUUAGUGCAGGAAAUUGCACAGAAAGGGGAAGAAGUCCCAGAAAGUUACAUGAUUAAAAAUGAUGUUAUUUCUCCAGCCAUUGAUGCUUCCUCUAAUUUAUGGGAGGAAACUUUGUUGAUUGAUUUCUCUCAACUUUCCCCUGUUUCUUCAUCAACUCAAAAUGAACUUGCCAAGCUUCAUUCUGCUCUAAAGAACUGGGGUUGCUUUCAGGUUAUAAACCAUGGGAUGACAAGUUUAUUUCUGGAUGAGUUGCUUGAUGUUUCUAGGCAAUUUUUUGCUCUUCCUUUGGAGGAAAAGCUAAAAUGUUCAAUAACAGAAGAUUUUUUUAAUGGAUAUGGGAAUGCUUCAGUAAUUUCUGGAGAUCAAACUCUGAACUGGAAUGAUAGACUCUUUCUUACAGUUUAUCCAGAGGAAAAACGCAGGCUCCAAGUUUGGCCUCAGAAGCCGCGUAAGUUCAGAGAAGUUUUACAUGAGUUCUCUUUGAGUUUGAGAAAGAUGUUAGAAGUGUUUCUAAAAGCCAUGGCGCGGUCUCUAGGAUUGAAGGAAGAUAUCUUCUUAAAAGAACAUGGUGAACAAGGAUCUAUAGACACAAGAUUUGGAAUCUAUCCACGUUGUUCGCGGCCUGAUAAAGUUUAUGGUGUUCAUCCACAUUCAGAUAGAUCCUCUAUUACAGUACUUCUACCAGACAAAGAUGUGCCGGAAGGCCUGCAUAUCCAGAAAGACGAUCAAUGGUUCAAGGUUCCAGUCAUCCCUGGUGCUUUAUUUGUUAAUCUUGGUGAUUAUGCAGAGGUUAUGAGUAAUGGUAUAUUCAAGAGUGUAGUUCACAGGGUGGUGACUAACUCGGAAAGGGAAAGGUUCUCAGUGGCUGCAUUCUGUACUCCAGAACCCGAAAAUGAAGUUGGGCCAAUUACUGAAUUGAUUAGUAGUAAUCAACCACAAAUGUACAAGAAGGUGAACAUGAAAACUUACAAACAGUUGUUCUUUGAGACCUAUCCUCAGGGCAAAAGGGUGCUUGAUGCGCUCAAAAUUUAGCACUAAGAAUUGAUAGAUUUCUCCAUUUUUAUUAUAUUGUUGUAAGACCGGUGUCACUAACGUAUGUUUGUCCUGUUCAUUAAGAGAUCGUUCCAUUUAAUAAGGGGACUUUUUAUGGA